ACACUCCGCUCUGGUUCCCGACGCUCGUGUUGGUCACCGAUGCACAGUCUUUUCGUCUUUACCAUCACCUGCCAUCAGUCGCUUUUAUCCGCUUCUUGUCAACAGGGGCCGUUGCGUGUUGAGCUUUCACUGCUUCCAUCCAUGAUACCCCUCCUGCCGACGGGGUUUCUGCCUAAUUCAAGAACGACCCCGGGUAAUUGUGCAAAGACCGUUUUGAGUAUAAUGUUGCGAUACUGCACCAUCUGUUGUGUCUCCAGGCAUGGCCAGGGGCAGUUGAGCAACUUACAUGCAUUUUGUCGCACGGCUCGGGCGUCGGCGUCUUGGCUGGCUGCAAUGCAUCGCAUACCAGCAUGACGAGGAUGAAGACGAGGAAGCGGAAGAGGAAGAGGAAGAAGAAGAAAGAGAGAGAAGUAAACUUCGACUUGGGGAGGAUCCCGCAUUCUUUCCAGCCUUGACAACCUCGGCACAUCAUUGCAGAUUCACGAACAAGCCGCACGUGGCUCCAUCGCUUCGCCCAAGUAAAUUCCAUCAAUCAUACUGAGGACUUGUCUCAUGUUUGGAUUCUUUCUCAUCGAAGCCCACCUCUGCGUAGCAAGAGAAACGAACGUCUAGGAUCAUGGCUUCUAUCCCAACAGUCUUCGUCUGCAGUGCCACCGGCUACCAAGGGGGAGGUCUGUGUCGGCGACUAAGAGAGCUGGGCUGGAACGUCCGCGCGACGACGCGGGACACGACGUCUCCUGCCGCCGUGGCCCUCAAGGACAUUGGGGUGCAGUUGAAAAAGGGCGACUGGGAUGAUGUUGCCGUGUUGAAGGAGAGCAUCGAAGGAUGUGAUAAACUCUUCCUAUGUCUUUUGCCAAACUGGGACGAUCCGAGUCAAGAGCGUCGCCAGUGCAAUAGCAUCUUGGACAUCGCAAAGGAAGCGGGAGUGGAGCACGUCAUUUCCUCCACCACGCUCGGCGUGGCCCUCCUGGAUGCAAAUGUGCCUGUGUACCCAGGCUCCUUCAUGGAGAAACACAUGAUCAACAAAAAAGCAGUCGAGCAAGCCGUCGAAGAUCGCGGGUUCCCCUACCAGACCUUCCUGCGCCCGACCUUCUUCAUGGCCAACUUCUUCGAACCCAAAGUCCAGCGGUACUCGGAGAUUCGCGAUGAGCGCCGCUGGACCACGGCCAUGACGGCCCAGACCCAGCUCCCCAUCCUCGACCACCUCGACAUUGGCAAGAUCGCUGCCGUCGCGUUCCAGAACCCCGAAAGGUUUCAUGGACGCAAGUUGGGGCUUGCGAGCGACCAGAUGGGCGUGCAGCAGAUGCUCGAUAUGAUUGCCGAGGCGGCCGGCCAGCCGGGAACCAUGGAAGCUUUGUUUCUAACCGAAGAGGAGACGGAGAAUCAGGCUGCCAUGACGGCUUUCAAGGCUACGCAUAAGAUUCUGAGACAUGCGGAUGAGUAUGUGGAUUUGGAGGAGCUGAAGGCCAUUGCUCCCCUGACGAGCUUCAAGGAGUAUUUGGAGCGGGAGAAGGAGUCGGUGAAACGGACUUAUCCUCCUAGGUAG
Molecule: messenger RNA, 1546 nt
Organism: Periconia digitata
Lineage: Eukaryota; Fungi; Ascomycota; Dothideomycetes; Pleosporales; Periconiaceae
Source: the annotation of a GenBank genome assembly